AUGCCUCCGCCGUCGAAGAAGCAAAAGUGGAGGAGGACCGACCUUUCGUCAACGGAGCAGCAUGUGGAAGAUUUGACUCUGCACGAGCGCGUUGAGCGUCUCGACGCGGCUGGCGAGCUCUUCACUCUCGACACAGAGGGGACUUCAGCAGCCGCGAAUCUGACACAGCGCGCACUGAGGCUCGUGAAGAGUCGGACAAUUUCCCAGGCCGACUGGCGGAACAAGCCGAGAGACAGCUCGUGCCUCGCGAGCAGAAAGGCGCCUCUGCUCCAGGUCGUUUCGAAGCACCACAAGAAACAACUCCUGAAAGUUCUCAAACAGAAAGAUGCCGAAAACGCACAACCUGCAAACGGAACGGCGCCUCCUCCCGCCUCAGGCGAGACGGCGAAAAAACCGCAAAAGGCGCGCAGUGCGUCCCACCUUGCCGUGGACGUCUGGGGCACUUCCAUCUCUGCGUCGGAGAAACCCUCGCGAAAGAAACGCACUCCUUCCUGGCCUGUCUCCUCGUCCCCUUCCUCUGCGCUCUCCGUCAACGCUUCGGAAGCUCUGGCUGCAGCUGCUCAGAAGAGCGAGACGGCCGAGCAGCGAUCAGACGGGAAGGCGUCGAAGAAAAGAAGGCGCGAAGAGACAGAGGCGCCAUCGCCCGACGCAGCCUCUCCGUCCCGCAGCGACGAGCGGCAGAAAGCCGAAAAACCCCGAUCGUCCACAACCCCCUCUUCUUCUGAGACGCGCGCGUCUUCUCGAGGCAAAACGACGCGUUCUCGGCUGACGGCACGCGCGCUGCGAAGCUUCGAUUCUCUGCGCUCCUUGGUGCCUGCACUGCAGACGCCGGAGCACGGCGAGUCGUACAACCCCUCGCCAGAGGCGCACGCGCACGCCCUCUUGACCGCAGCUGUAUGUACACUGGAGGAGCGCGAGCAGUGGCAGCAGACUGGUGCGCACAGUCGGAGUCAGCAUCUGCUGCCUCGUCAGCAGGAGGCGCUCGAGGCGCUUCUCCUCGCAAAGAGUGUGCAGGAAGAAGAAGCGACCGGGACAACCAGCAAAUACCGAAAACCCGUGGAUGCAGCGCUCGCCGAAGUCCUUCCACGUGAAAAGAUCCAGGAGCUCACAGAAAGCCAAAAACAGAGACUUCUGUACCGUUUGGUUCAUGGCGGCGAGAAGGUCGCGUUUGAUGCGGACGGAGCUCUGCGCUUUGUUGCGGAGGAUGCGGAGGCAGACAGACUCGGCGAAAGCGAUCAGGACAGUAGCGAGGACGAAACGAAAGACGCAAGCUUCGUCAGACAACCCGUGCGGCGCGAGAAGAAGAAGACGCAAGUGGACCGGAAUCGUCAUCUUCGGUUCUUGCAGCAGCAGAGACGCCGGGCUGCAAAACUGUCUUCGCGAGAACGGCGCGCUGCACUGGCGCGUCUCGACGAGCUCGUGCAGGAAUGCGACGAAGAAGAAAACGAGCGCGAAGAGGCACAGAAAGACAAGGAGCAGCGGUUGCAGGCGAAGAUUGAGGCGGCAAAGCAAGGUCGCGUGAAGCUGCGCAUAGGCCGAAAUCGAUUCGUGGAGCCGCCGCCAGCUGUCGCACUUACCGAAGAUCUCUCAGGUGGAAGCUUGCGGGCGAUGAAAGCUGUCAAGGGCGGCGGGGCCUUGUCCGCCCAUCUAACUUCUCUGCAGCGCCGCGGACUCGUGGAGCUGCCGCCCACGGGCGGCGCGACGGCAUCGUAUUUGCGGAGAGUUCAGAAAGAUCGCGCGCGCCGCCUGAGCAGCAAGAAGCCGAUUCGCAGAAAGUAA
This is a messenger RNA of Neospora caninum, 1779 nucleotides long. RefSeq lists its product as hypothetical. Gene Ontology annotation, biological process: ribosomal large subunit assembly; rRNA processing. The transcript has 9 exons. Gene Ontology annotation, molecular function: 5S rRNA binding. The record is from RefSeq and is a predicted model, not a curated record. NCBI's taxonomy places the organism in Eukaryota, Apicomplexa, Conoidasida, Eucoccidiorida, Sarcocystidae. Gene Ontology annotation, cellular component: nucleolus. The coding region runs from base 1 to 1779 and encodes 592 amino acids.